Molecule: messenger RNA, 507 nt
Organism: Geodia barretti
Lineage: Eukaryota; Metazoa; Porifera; Demospongiae; Tetractinellida; Geodiidae
Source: the annotation of a GenBank genome assembly
AUGACAUCGUCGGGCGGCGCGAUUCCGCGCGACUACAUCAAGUCGGUGCGCGAGGGAAUCCAGGACGCGAUGACCACCGGCAUCCUGGCCGGUUAUCCGAUCGAGGACGUCAGCGUGUCGCUGUAUGACGGGUCAUACCACCAAGUCGACUCGUCGGAAAUGGCGUUCAGGAUGGCGGGUUCAAUGGCGUUGCGCGCGGCCGCCCGCAAGGCGGGCGCCGUGCUGCUGGAGCCGAGCAUGCGCCUCGAAGUGGUGGUGCCCGAGGAGUACAUGGGCGACAUCAUCUCCGACCUGAACGGCCGGCGCGGCCGCGUCCGGUCGAUGGAGGCGCACGGCGGCACGCAGAUAAUCAACGCACGCGUCCCGCUGGCGGAGAUGUUCGGGUACGCCACGGACCUCCGGUCGCGGACGCAGGGACGCGCGACAUUUUCCAUGCACUUCGAACGAUACGAGCAGGUGCCGCAGCAGGUCGGCGAAGAGAUUGUGGCGAAGAUUCAGGGAAGAUGA